This is a messenger RNA of Neltuma alba, 1177 nucleotides long. Its product is annotated as xyloglucan endotransglucosylase/hydrolase protein 2. Gene Ontology annotation, cellular component: cell wall; apoplast. The transcript has 4 exons. Lineage: Eukaryota; Viridiplantae; Streptophyta; Magnoliopsida; Fabales; Fabaceae. The record is from RefSeq and is a predicted model, not a curated record. Gene Ontology annotation, molecular function: xyloglucan:xyloglucosyl transferase activity; hydrolase activity, hydrolyzing O-glycosyl compounds. The coding region runs from base 165 to 1043 and encodes 292 amino acids. Gene Ontology annotation, biological process: cell wall biogenesis; xyloglucan metabolic process.
AAUCUUCGUAAUCAUCUAAAGCCUAAGUCUUUCUUCUCAUCGUGUAUGUGUACGAAAUAUAUGUAUGUGUGUGUGUGUGUCUGAAAUCUGCAAUCUACAAAGUUAUAUAUCAAAUUAAAUUAUCUAGCUAGCUAGCUAGCUUGCUAGGGUUUGCUGAUUUGGGUAUGGAUACGUGGUUGCUAUUUCUUCUUGUUAUUAGCACGCUUGUUGCUAAGGAUAAAGGGAUCGUUGCUAGUGAUGUUAAUAAUGAAGUCAGGUUUGAUGGGCACUAUGAGAUUAUGUAUGGUGAUGAUCAUGUGUUUGCCUCCAACCAAGGAUCAGAAGUUCAGCUCUCCAUGGAUAAAUCUUCAGGAUCUGGAUUUGGAUCCAAGAUGACGUAUGGUUCUGGGUUCUUCCACAUGAGGAUCAAAGUGCCAAACGGAGAUUCUUCUGGAGUUGUAACUGCUUACUAUCUGUGUUCACGUGGGGAUUAUCACGAUGAGAUAGACUUUGAGUUCUUGGGGAACAAAGCAGGUGAGCCAAUCACACUACAGACCAACAUAUACGUAAAUGGCAAUGGUGGUAGAGAGCAAAGGCUUCAUCUUUGGUUUAACCCUUCUCUGGAUUUUCAUAACUACUCCAUUCUUUUCAACCAGCAUCAGAUUGUAUUUUUUGUGGAUAGAAUUCCGAUUAGGGUAUUCAAGAACAAGAGCGAUAUAGGAGCAGGAUACCCAUCAAAGGCAAUGAGAAUAGAAGCAACAUUGUGGGAUGGUAAUGAUUGGGCAACAAAUGGAGGCAAAAGCAAAGUGGAUUGGAGCUAUGCUCCUUUCAAAGCAUCCUUCAGAGGCUUUGGUGUUAGAGGUUGUGAAGUUCAAUCAUCCUCCUCCUCAUCAUCAAACGUUCAAGAUUGUUUCUCUGAUAGCUUCUCUUGGAACAGACAAAGGUUUUGGCAGUUGGAUCCUGAAAGACAGAGAUUGUAUGAAAAUGUGCAGAACACUUAUGUCACCUAUGAUUAUUGUGCUGAUACACCUAGGUUUCCCACACUUCCAAGAGAAUGCCAGUAAAUGUUCUUCACAUAUAAUCUUUAUUGUAACUACUAAUUAGUUACUUUGAGUUCUAUACAUUAUACCAGAUAAAAAGAAUAAUUCACACUGUUAAUGACUUGUCAAUGUUAAGAUUUAUCAAGAGUUUUACAUCA